Messenger RNA from Durio zibethinus, 2978 nucleotides. Its product is annotated as zinc finger protein CONSTANS-LIKE 14-like. Lineage: Eukaryota; Viridiplantae; Streptophyta; Magnoliopsida; Malvales; Malvaceae. Gene Ontology annotation, molecular function: zinc ion binding; protein binding. The record is from RefSeq and is a predicted model, not a curated record.
UAGAAAGUACCCACUUUAGCCUUCAAGAAGCCGCCGACAAAGAGGUCCUGAUCCAAAACUCAAUCAGAGCCCAAGCUCAUCUGCCAUUAAAGUAAGCAAGCAGGGUAGCACAUGGUCUUUUCAGGCCAGCUAAGCAGAAAAAGUGAUGAUAUUUCUCCCAAGUGGACCCCCACUUGUCACCCCAACUUUUCCAGUACUCUUUGCAGCUCUGCAGUGCCUAUCAUGUGCUUCAUAAAUAUCAACUCCAUGUAAUCUUUUAUUAAACUCUUUCUUCAGACAUUGAAAGAUAUUCUGAACUUAGCUCUACUUGUCUCACUUUCACUUACGUGAUCUCAAACUUCUUAUCUUUUCCUUUUUUAUAAAUUCCAAGAUCUCAACUUUUUAAAAGUAUGAUGUCAGAUUUACCCAAAACUUCAUGUUAAUUUUGAUGAUGGACAAGAUUUGCAAAUCAAAGCCAAGAAGAUCUGUGCUGUUUCUGUGUGACUUUUGCAACUCAAAGCCCGCAGUUUUUUACUGCAGAGCUGACUCUGCAAAGCUCUGUUUGUUCUGUGACCAACAAGUCCACUCUGCCAAUGCUCUGUCUAUUAAGCAUAUUCGUUCGCAGAUCUGUGACGGUUGCAAAACCAAACCAGCUUCUUUUGUUUGCUCAAAUGAUAAUCUUAUGCUCUGCCAAGACUGUGAUUGGAAUUCACAUAACAGUAACUGCUCUGUUUCAGCUCUGCACGAGCGUUCCCCUGUUGAAGGGUUCUCAGGUCGUCCUUCAGUGAUUGAACUAGCUUCUAUUUUUGGAAUUGACUUAAAACCAAAUGAUUUGAUGAAUUUAAUUCCAGAGUUUUCUAUAUACGAGCAAGAAUUGAUGAAUCUGGAAGAUUUUAUGGUCCCAAAUGAGAAUUCUUCCGUUUCCUCAGCUUUGCUUAGCUCUGUUAAGGUUAACCAUGAGGUGUACAGACAACUGGUUGAGAUGGCGAAGAGAGAUUUGGUGAGAAUAAGAGGCGAUGCAGCUGAAUUGGGGCCAGGGACACCCCCUAAUGGAAGUUUUGAGCAGGGGAAUUUAUUGAGUUUUGAAGUGGAAAAUGGGGAUGACGAAGAACUGCUGCACCGACAAACUCCCUUUAUCUCUUUGCUAAUGUUGCACAACAAUGAGCUCUUAAGAAAACAUGCUUUUGUUGCUAAUGAAGGAGAGCUUAUGUGGGACUGUAAGUCUUCUUAUCAAGCUUCCCAGAUAUGGGAUUUUCAAUCGGGAAGGUCAAGAGAUUGUGAAGAAUCUGGUCCAGAAGAUGCUGGGUGCAUAAAUAGCAUAAACAAUCAUGCUUUUGUGAUUAAGAACUAUGAUGGCCAUGCUAAGGGAAGUUCCUUGUCGAAAACAAGUGUCUUUGAAGACUUGUACGAGAUGAGCCACUCCAUGAGAUGUCAAGAUGCCUUGUCUAGAAAUAACUGCUGCAAUCAACCAUUCUCAAGCUACAAACCAACAACUGAAGAGAGUAAUGAUGUACCGUUGGUGGGGUCAUCAUCAGAUUUCAAGGUGGCUGAACCCCUAAAAUGCGAUGGCACAAGAUUUGUCCAGGUCAUGGAGCACCAUAUUCUGGCUGGUAGUGACUCUAUGAAUGAGGGAAAAGCUAAGGUUGAUGCGGAACUGUUGGCACAAAACAGAGGCAAUGCCAUGUUACGCUACAAGGAGAAGAAGAAACAUAGAAGAUAUGACAAGCAAAUACGCUACGAGUCAAGGAAGGCCAGGGCUGAUACUAGAAAGAGAUUCAAAGGUCGCUUUGUGAAGGCAAGUGAAGCUCAUGAUGUUAAAGUUUAAUGGCUGUUUUUUAAUUUUUGGAUAACAUGCUCCCUCCCUAUGCUCCCUGUCUGUAAUAUCUCUUGCUUAGUUUGUCUACAAGAAUAUUAUACCCUCUAUGUCAAAAGGAAAAAUACGGUUUCAUUGCCACGAUAUAUGCUUUUCAAAAUCUGGAAUUAAAGAUGUGUAUGGUAUUACAGAGAUUUUACUUGCAUGCUCAUAUAUCCAAUGGAUCGUUAUUAGUUAUAAAAAAUCUGGAGAAGCUACUUGACGGAAGAUCCUUCAAUGUGCAGUAUUGUUGCAAAGCCGAAUUGUGAACAUUCUAUAGGUUUCUGUAAGCCCUAUGUAGAAGAGUGAGGCAGGUGAUCCUGAUGCAUCUCAAUUGAAAUCCAGUACGCUGUGAACAAUUUCUUUAACAACUACCGCAAAUACAUUCUGUAGAACAAAUAUGCUUUAUAUAGACUUGAAAUACUACAAUUUUUUCCUUUUUGGAUUCAACAACCAUGAAGAGCCUUUCCAUGAUUUGAGUUUUCCAGUGCAAAUAUUGGUGCUGCCAUGGAAUUGAGUUACUUGCAUAUUUCUACAAUCUUGAAGAGAGUUGUGACUUUUACAUUACAAAGAUUUAGCAUACUUGAAGAGCUGAUUUAGGAACCCGUGAAUCUAAUGUGCUAAUACCAAUUAACAAGUUGCCCUUGGAAAUCGAUUUAGGCAAAAACCAAGCCAUGGAUCUCAAAAUCCAGGCUAGUGGUUGACUAUAAAAUAUAAGAAACUUCACUGGUUUAUGCUGUAGGUACAUUUGUCUUGUUUUGCCAAUUAAAGUUUGAGAACACUGGAUUUCUCAUCUACGAACCAGCCUGUAUCCUGUCCAGGAUAACAUGGUGCAUCUGCGAAGGUGGUAAUUUUGAUAUUUUUGGUAACACACUGCAUCCAGGAUUAUGGCAGAACCAUUGAUGAACCGUGGUGGAGUUGACAGCUGAUCCAUCGACAACCGCUGAGCUUCUUUUAUUUUUUUGUAUAUAUUGUUGACUGUGAACCUCAUAUCAUAUUUUAUUGGUUCAGAAGUAAACGCAAAUCAUACAAAUUUUCGCAUAGGAAUCACCACAUUAAAAUGCUAGGAUUUAUGAAUAUAAAGAUCACGAAUGUACCCCCCAAGUGUCACAUGUAUGCAAAGUUAUUUUCUGAUAUAAUUGCUGGU